GAUUGUCGUUAUGUUUAUUCGUGCUAAGCGACGAUAAAAGCCACUUAUAUUUGCUUAAAAAGCUUGUACGUAAGUCUCUGAUUGUCUUAGCAACCAGUAGUCAGCUAACGCUAGCACCGCUGGUAAUUGUAGUUCUUCCCCAACAAACUGCAGCCCCUUCAGUCUUGCGUCACAUUCGGACAUGUAGCUAGUUAGCGACACAUCGCAACAGAAAGCUUGGGAUGGCAGAGGAGAGGAACGGAGAAGAUACGGUUUCCGAGUACCUGGGCCAGAACCCGCAGCUGGCCCAGUGGGUUGACACUUUGAGAGGUUACUGUGAGAGCAACAAGCAGUGGCUCGCUCGCAGAGAGUUCAUCCUCAAAAACAUGGAGGCUUUCCCCACAGUGGAGCCAGGAGUGUCCAACAGCAAUGUGGACAGGCUGCUGUCUCUGUCCAUGGUCUGGGCCAAUCACGUUUUCCUCGGCUGCAGCUAUCCCCAGGUUGUAAUGGAUAAGAUCAAGGAGAUGGGCGAAGGUAUAGUUGUCCAGGAUCCUCCAGUCCACAGGACCACAAAAGAUGAAGUCAUGAUCAAAGGAAAGAGAAGUGCCGCAAAAGUAGAGGCUGAUGCUGAUGGCUGCGUGAAAAGAGCCAAAUGUGGGCCUAAUGAGCUUGACAGUCGACCUGCUGUGAGGACAACCACGCGGCCUGUGAGUCAGAAAGCAGGGCCUCCUCCACAGGCUCCAGCGGAGCACCAGUCAUUCUUUAACCGCCUUUACAAAGCAGUGGCAUGGAAGCUGGUAUCAGCAGGCGGCUUUGGUCCCAACUUGGACCACUUUGAAAUUCUUCGGAGCUGCGUGGAGUCAUGUAAACAAACCCUGACCUGCGUGUUUGUGCCACUGAAGGACAUCGCAGGUCUCCCUGCAGGUCGCACACAGAAGGAAGGCCACGUGUGUGAGAUUCGCUGUCAGACUGUUUACAUAGGCACAGGGUACGGGCGCGAUGAAGCCGCCGCCAAAGCCAUGGCUUCCAAAGAAGCGCUCAAAGUCUUUCAGGGGAGGAAAGUGACUGUAAAGAUUUGUCGAAGGAGGUACAAAGGGAAAGAUGUGGAGGAUUUGAUGCUGUUGGACGAACAGCCUCGGAGUCAAGGAUUUCCUCCUGCUCUCAGCUACCCUUUUCAGGAUGAGCAGCUGGAAGAUGGUUCUACAUAGAGAAGACACUUGCCCUGAACUGAUUCAAGCUACUAAGGGAACUCAUGAUAUUAUCGGGACCAGACUGAUGCGCAGCAGCUUCUCUAUCACACUCAAACAUCUGUGUGUGUCUAUGGCGUUAGCUGUCAUGCAGCGUUUGGCACAAAAUGUUAAGAUUGCAAUACAGCAGAAAAACACAUGGAAUACUUCCCAAAAAACAUAUCUGAAUCCUUUAAUUUUCAUCUGCUGUCAGUUUCCAAUGUUUCAUAGACAGUGAGAUCUUGGAAUAUGUGCCAUGGAGCAUUUCAGCCUUGCUCAAAGGCAAAUCCACCACCUUCAUCUAAACAUUGUGUUACAUUAUACUGAUAUUCUUAGUUUUGAUCCAAGGAUAAUCAUUUUGUAUGAAUAUUUUGAUUGUUAUACUAGCAGAGUGGCUACACUCACAACUACAGUACAUUUUGUUUUGUUCAAAUCUAUUGAGGUGAGAAACCUCAUGUUUGUUUAGAUCCUCACACAUCAGUUAGGCAGUCUAAUAACGCUUGAAGUAAGUGGAUGUGGUAAAACUACUGCAGUGUCUGUGUUCUUUGUGUAAACAUGUUGAAUCUUUUAGGUUGUAACAGCUGAAAAUGAAACAAACAAAUUUUGAUGUGUAUAUUUUUAAUUUGUUCUCACUAGACCUUGUAUUUCAGAGUUGUUUAUUAACCCACACUUUUAUUCUAGGGAAGCACUGGCCUUCACUGAAGCUACUUGAUGCCAUUCUUUAAAUUAGCAGAAGUUCACAAACUGUUCCAAACAUGUUCUGGUUUAAUGGUGACGCAGGUGAUUCAGUCGUGUCAGUUCAUGGUCAAAGUGAGUGAUCUAUGAGAACCUCACCCAUGAGUUAUUUUAUAGUUUUGCUGGUCUUUCCAGACAUGUUCCUGCACACAAGUACUAAGCUCCUGCUUCUCUUUGAUUUCAUGAUGUAAGUGAAGGCCACUGACGGCCACAAUGCUGAGCAUAACUCCGAACGUAUGGAUCUGACCACAUUUCAGCCUUGUGUGCACCGUUGGGAAGUGUUUGAGACAAACUUAGAUGUGUACUUUCUUUAGUUCCAGUCUGGCUUGAAGUUGAACAGGUUUGAACUUGGUUCGGUGUCAGUGUGUGUUUACACCAGUGCUCCUGUUCCUCUAUAUUUUUAAAUAAACAUAAUUUAACUAUGA
This is a messenger RNA of Betta splendens (Siamese fighting fish), 2365 nucleotides long. It is a transcript of the gene cdkn2aip, whose product is annotated as CDKN2A interacting protein. The record is from RefSeq and is a predicted model, not a curated record. The transcript has 4 exons. Gene Ontology annotation, cellular component: nucleolus; nucleoplasm. The coding region runs from base 222 to 1187 and encodes 321 amino acids. Lineage: Eukaryota; Metazoa; Chordata; Actinopteri; Anabantiformes; Osphronemidae.